UAACCACUAAGAAUGAUAGUACUUAUCCACAACCUUUCUUAACCAUUAAGAAUGAUAAUGCUUAUCCACAAGCUUUCUUAACCAUUAAGAAUGGUAAUGCUUAUCCACAAGCUUUCUUAACCAUUAAGAAUGGUAAUGCUUAUCCAAAAGCUUUCUUAACCAUUAAGAAUGGUAAUGCUUAUCCACAAGAUUUCUUAAGCAUUAAGAAUGAUGGUCUUAUCCACUUUUAGCUUUUAAAUAAAGGUUCUUAAAAACAGGGCUAUUACAUGUUCUCUCUCUCUUUCCCUCUCCACUCACUCUCGAAGUCUCGAUCAGCUUCUCUUUCUCUCUCUUCCCCUCUUCACUCACUCUCGAUCUACUUCUUCGAAUGCAUGUCCAGUAACAUGAACAUAUUAUGAAGAGCGUUGAACGAAUAUCAUAUGUUCCUAUGGCCUAUGGGUCGUCAGAUGAUCCCGAAGAUUUUUUUCUGAGAAGCUGAAGGACAUAUUACCUCAAAUGGAUGUCCUCAAAAGUCCCGGAGGUCCUACAUGGGAUAUACAGCUUGUAAGAAAUAAUGAAACCCUUUACUUCAGAGAGGGAUGGAAAGAGUUUGCGGAAGCUCAUAAUUUUAAAGAGAACAACUUGCUUAUCUUCAUGUACGAACGGGAUUCCUGCUUCAACAUUUGGGUGUUCGAUAGCAGAAGCUUGUGUGAGAAAGAUGGUUCAUAUUUUAUCUGGAAAUCUGCUUCUAGAAAAAAUGAGGUAGGUGAAAAUUCCCAGUUGAAGAGAAAAAAACACAGAGGUGGUUAUGUCGACGCUGCUGUCAAUAAUGAGAAUCCAGAGCUUGAAGGUUCAGAUUCCGAGUUGGACCCUGCAGGAGCCUCAAUGAAGAAGAGUCGCAGGAAUUCUAUGUGUGGCUUGAGGAGUAGUGAUGCUGAAGCAAGUACACCUUACACUGAUAAAAGUCCCCCAAGUGCAGCGGAGAAAGAGAGAGUUGUGCCAAUAGCGGAUCGAGAAUUGACAAAAGAGAGCUUUAAAGUGGUCAUGACAAAUGAGAAUGUUUCCAAUUAUUAUCGCUUGAGUAUUCCUGCACCAUUGUCAAGGGAGUAUCUUGCUCCAAAAAACCAGGAUGUGGAGCUCCAUACAGAUGACAAAAAGUGGAUCAUGAGGGUUAAUCUUGAACCUCGGUGUGGAGGCGGUGUGCUUGUUUUCGGGUGGAGCAAGUUUGUUAAGGAUAAUUUGUUGAAAGAAUUUGAUGUGUGCGUGUUUCAGCUUGUAAGCCAGAAGGAUGAGCCUGCUAUCUUUGACGUCCUAAUAUCUCGCGCUACUCCACAAGAAGCCAAUCAACCUUCUAGCAAACCAUCUUCUGUUUUAUACCAGGGUCGAUAAUAUAGAUCAGGUUAAGCCUUUUCUGUGUUUAGUUCCACUCCUUAAUGAAUUUUUACUUUAACUACUAAAGCUUGUUAUGGUAGACGACUUUUAAAUCAAAACCUAUGUAUAUUUCACUUCUAUUUUUGGGAAACAUGUAAACUAACAUACAACUAGCUCACUUUCAUGGCCUUGUUAAUUAGUAACCCAAUUUCCUUCCUAUUGUCUGAUUUUGUUUGUCUUCGUUU
Beta vulgaris subsp. vulgaris (sugar beet) is the source of this 1595-nucleotide messenger RNA. Its product is annotated as B3 domain-containing protein REM16-like. The coding region runs from base 496 to 1368 and encodes 290 amino acids. Gene Ontology annotation, molecular function: DNA binding. The record is from RefSeq and is a predicted model, not a curated record. The transcript has 3 exons. Lineage: Eukaryota; Viridiplantae; Streptophyta; Magnoliopsida; Caryophyllales; Amaranthaceae.